AUGUGGUGGUGUCUGGCUGAGAGCGCGCGGGAAGAGUGCAGGGAUUGGCUGCGGGGACAAGCCAACAUGGAUGUGGGCAUCAUGACCGAUGCUCGAGGCCAUUGCCUCCUGGUGCGUUUUCGCGCCUGCAAUGACCGCUUGGAGCUGCGAAGUGGGUGCUUGGGCGUGGUGGAGAGUGUGGGCGGGGCAGAGGAAUUGGCAUCCUCUACGCAGAAAUGUGUCAAGCAGUAUUUCACACGAGGCAUUGGAGCAUUGUCAGGCUCGUCCAGGCAGCUCGGUGUUUGGGAUGAGCAGCUCCAGGCACAUUUCUGCGAGCAAGUUACCAGUCAGACUGCAGACGGCGCUCCUUACGCUCAGGCAGCUUGUCGGAAAUUGGCGGCUGGGAUAUUUCCAAGAACCAUGGCAAUCGCAAGAGACAGAAGUCAUGCCAUAGUCGGUGCCACGAAGAACACUGCCUCAGCCGAUGAGCUUCUGGUUCGCUUCAAGGAAGAGUUCAUUUCAGGCAAGGACUCUUUUGCCAAGGAGGCCACACACUGCGCAGAGUUCAAGCAGAAAGUAGAGCACGCUUGCGCUGCGCAGCAGGAGGUUGCAAAAGCAGCGGGGCUAUCUUCCAUCCCAGUCUUGGCGGGCCUUCGCUACGGGAAAGCUCGUUUUCAGACUCAGGUUGACCCAGAGAGGCGGUUCUUGCUGCAGCUGCUUGGGAUGAAGAAGGCCCUGGAACACAGGGCCAUUGACACCAAGGUCACACCUGCCAAGCGCCAGUGGGCCCGCUCAAAGUUGCAGGCUCUGAGCUUCGAUGUUGUGGCUGUAGUCGCAGCCUUUUGCGAUGGUUCUGAGCACUGUCUUGACUUUGUCCGCCAAGUGGAAGCAGAGAGUCGUCAUGACCCAGCCCUGUUUGCGCUCCAGAUCCACGAGUUUCUAGAGAAGUUGUUGCUUGGCUUUGCCUGGCAGAUGUCCCACAUGUUAUUAUUUUGCGUUAGAUCACGGUGGGAUUGA
Molecule: messenger RNA, 996 nt
Organism: Durusdinium trenchii
Lineage: Eukaryota; Dinophyceae; Suessiales; Symbiodiniaceae
Source: the annotation of a GenBank genome assembly